UGUCAAGGGACAGGCACAAAGUUGGUGAAACUUGCUGGAGAAAGGAAGCUGGGCUGCUUCUGUGACCCUGAAGCUAGGAGGUAUCUUUUGUAUUCCAAGGAUCUGAAAUCUGCUCUGGCCUUGCUUGCUCUCUUUGAUAAGCGUUGAGGAAACCAAGACCCCCCCAAAAGUAAAGAGACUUCUCCAAAGUCACACAGGAAGUCAGUAGAAUUCAAGCAACAAAAUGGCUGAAUUUCCCCGGCUGAGUGACAAUGAGGUUUUCUGGGCUUUUACCACCUAUGCAACCAUUGUCCUUUUAAAAAUGAUGCUAAUGAGUACUAUAACAUCAUUCUUCAGAUUAACAAGAAAGGCUUUUUCCAACCCAGAAGAUGCUCUGAGUUCAGGCAAAGGGGAGAAUGCUAAGAAGUAUCUUCGGACAGAUGAAAAAGUUGAACGUGUACGCAGAGCACACCUGAACGACAUUGAAAAUAUCAUCCCCUUCUUUUGUAUUGGCCUCCUGUAUUCUCUGAGUGCUCCAGAUCUUUCUACAGCCUUAUGGCACUUCAGAAUCUUUGUUGCAACUAGAAUCUACCACUCAAUUGCAUAUUUGACCCCUCUUCCACAGCCAAACCGUGGAUUAAGUUGGAUGAUUGGCUUUAUAGUUACUUUUUCAAUGGCAUACAGAUUGUUGAAGAAUAAAUUAUACUUGUAACAGACAACAUCAUAACAUUCAACCUUUAGGUUAAACUUUAAUAAGAAUUUUGUUUCUUCUUACUCUUAAAUGAAUCAUUUUUACUUUGGAUUUAAAAGUAAUGACAGAGGAGAGAAUGAUUUUGAAUGCUACCAUUAAUGGCAUCUUUGACUCUAAAUUAGCAUUUUAUUGGAGAUUCUCCAUAAUGACCUUUUCUUUUCCUUUUUCUUUUUCUAUUUUGCCUUAUUAUCAGAUUAAGAAUUUAAAACAUUGAAUGUUUUACAGGACUUUCAAUUUUUCAAACUUUUACACUUACAAUGUAAUGGUUUUGGUUUGAGUGCCAUGGUUGUUAAAGCCAAUGUAUGCCAAUAAAGGACUAAAACAAUGGA
Molecule: messenger RNA, 1059 nt
Organism: Dromiciops gliroides (monito del monte)
Lineage: Eukaryota; Metazoa; Chordata; Mammalia; Microbiotheria; Microbiotheriidae
Gene: MGST1
Product: microsomal glutathione S-transferase 1
Exons: 6
Coding region: 224-691 (155 amino acids)
Cellular component (GO): membrane; mitochondrion
Molecular function (GO): glutathione transferase activity
Source: RefSeq, a predicted model, not a curated record